This is a messenger RNA of Trichobilharzia regenti, 210 nucleotides long. NCBI's taxonomy places the organism in Eukaryota, Metazoa, Platyhelminthes, Trematoda, Strigeidida, Schistosomatidae. The record is from the annotation of a GenBank genome assembly.
AUGUUCGCUCUCGUCUUAGUUGUCCUGGUUGUAUCAUUUGAAUGUGAAAUGGGAGCUAUCGCAGGUCCAGUUCCAGAACCAGCUGCAGCAAACAGUGGUUGUCCUGGCUGUCCCGGUGGAUGCCCUAAUUGCCCUAGGUGUUGUGGAUGCCGUGGAUGUCGAGGUGGAAAGUGUCCAGGAGGCUGCUGCAGAGGCUGUCGAAGACAAUAA